Messenger RNA from Plasmodium gonderi, 4596 nucleotides. RefSeq names its product transcription factor with AP2 domain(s). Gene Ontology annotation, biological process: regulation of DNA-templated transcription. Bases 1 to 4596 code for a protein of 1531 amino acids. Gene Ontology annotation, molecular function: DNA-binding transcription factor activity. The transcript has a single exon. The record is from RefSeq and is a predicted model, not a curated record. NCBI's taxonomy places the organism in Eukaryota, Apicomplexa, Aconoidasida, Haemosporida, Plasmodiidae.
AUGGAAGGAUUAGAGACGGAGACAGGUAUUGCCAUUAAGAAUGAAGAAAGAAGUGAAAAAGGAAAUGAAUUAUUAAUUGGGCUGAAGAAUUUAAAUGAACAUGAUGGGGUGGUAGUAGGAGGAGUUGUAAAUUAUGAAAAGAAAGAAGAUGCAGAUAUAGCUAUGCAUAUGAAUGAUCAAGAUAAACUGGAUGUGCCAUCAUUGGUUGAAAUAUGCAAACAACAAUUGAUUGUAAUUUUGAAAGAUAUGUGUGCAGAUUUAAAUGGUUCAGAUGAAAAAGCUUCAUUUUUUUAUCAUCUUAAUAGGUUAAGGAAUGCAGUAACUGUUGUUGAUUUACAUAAUUAUAUUGCAGUCUUUGGUCCUUGUCUAAGUUAUAACAAAUUACCAUCCACGUGGAAUAUAUCGGUAUGUGAUUAUUUGAAACAACAGUUAAAUAUACUCAGAGCAGCUGACUCACAACAAAGUCCAAAUGGUUAUGUUAGCUAUUUAGAUUUACAUAACGAUUUGGAAGAUAUUAUAAAUGAAAAAAAAGGGGGAAACAGUACAACCACAGGUAGCAUUUCCAUGCAAGGAAAUAUAAAUUCUAAUAAUUUAAAUUCGAAAUUUUCCAUGAAAGGGAGUAGUAUACACAUGAAUUCAGCCAAUAGUACUAGUAACUUGAGUGGAAAUGUAAGUGGUCGUAUGAAUAUGAGCAAUGAAAAUACAAACUUAAUUGGAUGUUACACAUUAGGUGAUAAUGAAGAUAAUACAAUUGUGGAAGAUUAUUAUGAUUGUCUGAUGAGAACCAAGUUAUCAGAUGAAACUUCCAAUUGUUUGAAAUAUAUGAUGAACUCAAAAAAUGAUUCUUUGAGCAAUACAGAAGUAGAGAAUGUAAUAUCAUAUUUGAAAAAAUAUGAAGUAAAAUCGAAUAAAAAUUAUUGUAAUUUUGAGGAUGAAUUAAUAUAUAGUAAAGACUCAGAUUAUGAAUAUCAUGAGGAUUAUUUAAAAGAUAAAACAUUAUACGAUUCAGAUAUAGAUGACAAUAAUAUAUUUGGUACCAAUCUAAUAGAUAGUAGUAGAAAUAUUAACGACAGCAAUAGUACAGUGUUAAAUAUGAGUAUGCCAAAUAGUGUUUCAGCCAACAACAACAGUAAUAACAAUAAUAAUAAUAAUAAUAAUAAUAUUAAUCAUAAUAACAACAGUAAUAACAACAACAGUAACAGCAAUUUGAAUAAUAAAAAUUACAACAUGAAGUAUGAUGUAAUGAAAAAGAAUAAUAAUGAUACUGUGAAUACGUGGACAAGAGCAUGCACAGAAGGACAUCCUGAAUAUUUGCCUCGGAUCCCAGGAGUUCGAUUUAAUCCAAAGAAGCAGCAAUGGCUAGCUGCUUGGAAUGAUAACACGAGAGAAAUUAGAAGAUAUUUUUCUGUAAAACAGUACGGUUUUGAACAAGCUAGAAUUUUAGCUGUUAAAGCUAGACAAGAAGCAGAAAAGGCAGGUGCUAGGUGUAAACCUAUGUUUCAUGUACAUGGUAGGAAAGCAGCAGACAGUGCAUCUAACGAUGUUAUGAAGAAUAACAAUGGCAUGAUGAUGGAAGAUGGUAGUAGUGCUAGGAUGACUAAUAACAACAUCGCAGGAAAUAAUAAUAUUGGUAAUAUUAGUAGUAGUGACGCUUGUGGAAAUAUGGGCAUUAUGAAUAACAAUGUAAAAACUGCAUUUACAAAUAAUAGUACAACAAUGAAUAGUGGAGGAAUAAUUGUUGGGGUAGGAAAAACACAGGAUCCUAUGAACAAGAAAAAUUUAUUGAAGAAUGAAAAUAACAAAGGAAUUAAGAGAGGGAGGGGAAGACCACCUAAGAGGAAGAUAAGCGAAGAUUCUCAAUUAUCACUAGAUGACAUGGAACAAAAUUUAUGCAAGAAUGGAGAUAAUGCAGAAUUGAUGGAAGCCAUAGAUUCAUUUGAUAAAAAUUGUACUAGACCAAUGAAAGGGGUAUCUUAUAAUGAUCGGAAGGGGUCCUGGUUAGCUUAUUGGUCUAUAGGGAAAAAUUUUCAAAUGAAAAGAUUUCCAAUUAAAAAGUUAGGCUUUGAGAAAGCAAAAGAAUUAGCUAUACAAUGUAGGUUAGAGGCAGAACAAGCUGGAGCAACAACUACAGAAAAUAGAACGAAAAGAAUUAGAAAUUUGAUAACAUUAAAUUCUGAAAAUACAUUAGAUGUAAUGAUGGAUAUUAAUUCUAUAGAUCAGGAAGAAAAUUUAAAUGAUACAAGUAAAGGCAUGAAUGGGCAUGUACUGAUGUCCCAGAUGCAUCAUUUUAACGCACAUGGGAUGAACCCUCACAGCAGUAAUAAUAGAAGCAACAACAACAGCAACAACGGAAUGGGCUGCAAUAAUAGUAAUAAUAAUAUUCACCAAACCAAAAUGUCACACAGCGAUUGUCAGGAAAGUGAAAAUGAUUAUUCUCCUACAAAAAGGACACGAGCACCCAGAGGAAGAAGAAUGGAAAGCUUAACUGCGCGUGCUAGUGCAUUAACACCUGUAGAAGGGGUUCGAUUCGAUCCAUUUUCAUAUUCCUGGUACGCAAAAUAUUUAGAAAAUGAGAAUUCAAAAGAACCAAAAAUAUCCAAAUAUUUACUGAAAAAAUGGGGAUUCAAUAAAGCACAUAGUUUAGCUGUACAUACUGUAAAAUGUGCAUAUAAAGGUGUUCCCUUUACAGAACAGGAACUUACAAACAUAUUUAAUGUAAAUUCUAAAAAAUUGAUGAAUAAUCAGAGAAAUUUCAUCAACAUGACAUAUAAAGGUGGUUCCUAUGGAAAUAACGAAGACUCUAAUGAUAAUGUGUAUAAUUCUAACAACUAUGGCACCAUGGGAAUUCCAAAUUCUCCUAAUGGAGUGAUUAUAGGAAAUAUGGGAUAUGUUAAUAAUACCAUGAAUGAUGGAACUACAGGCAUGAUAGAUCACAUGGUUAAUGAAAUCGAUGCAGUUAGCGCUAUGAACACUAUGGGUGAUAUUGACGUGAUGGGAGGAGGGGCAACAGCCGGUUUAGUAGGAGCAGCAGCGGGUUUAGGAGGUGGAGUAGAUUCUCUGGGCAGUAUGAACAACUUGAACAAUAUUGGCAACUUGAACAUGGGCGAGAUUGGAAACUUUAAUAACAACAUGAAAGCGUACAGAGGAAAUAUGAACGAGCAUGGUAUUAUGAACAACAUAAGUACUAAUGACCUUGAGAAAAAUGGAGAUAUGAAUAACAUGCAUGAUGAGGAAACCCUUUUAGUAAAUGGAAGCAGUAACGAUGCAAAUAUCGGAUUGAAUAACAGUAUGGACAUUACAAACAAUAUGCUUAACAGUAUGGAUAGCGUGAACACCUUGGAUCCAGGUACUACCCAAAAUGGUAUCUUGAGUAAUUGUGGCUAUAGCUAUAAUAAUGGGAGCAAUGUGGUAUGUGGUAAUGAGCCAGCUAGCCAAAAUAAUUAUCACCCUGGUGCUCUACUACCGAAUGGUGGAAUCCUUAUUGGUAGUGGAGGAAUAUGUGAUAAUAACAUUCAUAAUGAUGACAACAUUGAUGAAAACAAUGACGAUAACAAUGAUGAAAACAAUGACGGUAACAAUGAUGAAAACAAUGACGAUAAUAAUGACGAUAAUAAUAACAGCUAUAGCAACGGUAGUAUCAGUUGUAAUAACGGUAGUAAUAAUGAUAACAACGCUGCAUCUAUUAAGGCCAAUUGUGUGGGGAAUGUAAUCAAUAAUGCGUACAUGAAUGAUCAAAUUGGGAUAAAUACUAACGCAGAUGGAAACAAAUUUCCAUCAGAGGAAUUAGCAGGAAUGGCAGAAUCGUCUGGAAUUUUGGAUGAUGAAAAUGCAAAAUUGUUGAACAAAUCAUUUCUAAUAGUUGAAAAGAAUUUAGGGAAUAAUAUUAGUGGAAACAUUUUAAGAAACAAUAGCACAGAGAAUUAUAAUAUGCUUAAUGAAUGUAUGCUGAAGAGUAGGAGUAGAGAGAUGAAUGUGUCUCAUUCUAGAAAUAACGUGAUAACAGCAGGGAUAGAAGUAGGAGAAGUAGGAGUCCCAACUACCACAUUUGAUCAUCAUCUUAUGGAUUACACAUCAGCAAUGGGAUCUGUAGAACCGAACGAACUGAAUAUGAAUGCACCAAAUGAUCUAUACACGAACCAUCCAGAUGCUACAUAUGGCAUUACUUCUGCAGGUUCUAAUAUAAAUGUUAAUUCUGAACCUGUUAUUAAUAACAGUAUAAUGAACAAAUCCAGUAGCAGUUCUAAUAUUUCUAUCAUAAAUAUGGGAUCAAGUAUGAAUUAUAAUAACAACGUUGUAGAAGCGCAUGAUAUUAUGGAUGAUAAAGGGGUAAUAGAAGAACACCUAGCGAAUCAAAAAAAUUAUAUGAGUGAGAUGAAUAAAGUAGGUAAUAUUGAUAACCCUGCUAGUAACGAUAAUAAUAGUGAUAAUAGUUAUGUUAACAACCCAUAUAGCCAGAAAAAUAUAAGCUCCAAUUUUAAUGCCUAUGGUAGUGAAAAUGCAACAGCAGGAAACAUGAUUGGUUCAAAUGCGAACGAAUUGAAUAACUCUUCCAUGUAUUACUUGAGCGCAAAGUCAGAGAUAAAGACGGAGCACUGA